Messenger RNA from Funneliformis caledonium, 1683 nucleotides. NCBI's taxonomy places the organism in Eukaryota, Fungi, Glomeromycota, Glomeromycetes, Glomerales, Glomeraceae. The record is from the annotation of a GenBank genome assembly.
AUGUUUGAAUAUCAAUUUUCUCGGCCUUCGGUUAGGACGAUUGUUCCACCCGAACAACGUGGAAGUGAAGGUUCAUUUAAUCGAAUUCAGUAUCAUCAAUUUGGGAAUCAUCGUAACUCUCUAAAUCAAAAUCAUCAGCGUCAACAGCAACACUCGCAAAAUCAAGCGCAACAUAAACGUCAUAACAGUUAUAAUUUUCAUGAUCGGUAUAAUACAAAUAAUAGGCAACAAUCAUUUUCUUAUCUUAGAGAAGAACAACAUAAAGUGUAUCAUCCAAAUCAAUCUCAAAAUCGUAAACAGAUCGCCUUACCACCUUGUAUUCCACCACCUUCUACAACAUCUUUUAUUACUGAACAAUCAUAUGCUUCAAAGGUCAAAAAUCAAAAUAUUACUUUACCCCCUAUUAUACAGUUACCUAAACAACACGUUGAUUUCAUUUCUUGUAAUCUUCCCUAUGAAGAAGGAAAGUUAAUUGAGGGAUUAAGGAUUGUUGUCGGUCCGGUUGUUGAACCUGAUUACAAUAUCUUUUGCGAGUCAAGGGUUGUACAUAAUCUUCUUCAAAAGAAGGAUAGUAUUGAAAGCGUGUCACAUGAAAAAUUUACCGAAGCAAGGCACAAAUCAAAUCCAUAUGAAAAAGUUGGCAAUUCAAUUUUCAUGAAUAGAGCUGCCGUAAAGUUGGCGUGUUUGGAUUCUCUAAUUGGCCUUACUACAAUUAAAAGUUAUGAUCCAGAUAAAGAUCAUGUAUUUUGUUUUGCGGAUAUAUGUGGUGGACCAGGAGGAUUUACAGAAUAUUUGCUAUGGCGUAAACUCUCCUGGGGAGAACAAGUUUCUGGAUGGGGAAUUACUCUAAACAAUGUGCAAAAUUUUGAUUUAAAUAGAUUUUAUUAUGAAACUAAUCCAAGAAAAUAUUUUAAACCGUGUUAUGGAGCUGAUGACACAGGUGAUUUGUAUAAAGAAGACAAUAUCAAGGAUUUUGCAAGGACGAUAAAAGAUGGGACUCGAGGAAUUGGUGUAGAUUUAGUAACAGCUGAUGGGGGAUUUGAUGUAAGAGGACAGGAGCAAUAUCAAGAAAUUCAUUUAAAACAACUUAUAUUAUGUCAAGUGGUUACAAUGUUUAUGAUACUCCGAAAAAAUGGUGAUUUUGUAUUAAAGUUAUUUGAUAUUUUUACACCAUUUACUGGAGGUAUCGUAUGGAUAUUAUAUCGUCACUUUGAAAAGAUCUGUAUAAUUAAACCAUUAUCGAGUAGGCCGGCAAAUUCAGAAAGAUAUAUAAUCUGUCAAAAUUUACGAGAAAAUAAUCCAGCAAUCUUAUGCCACCUUUUUAAAGUGAAUCAAAGAUUUAAUGAACUUAAAACGACGAACAAAUCAACUUUAUCACCAAAAACCAAAUCAUCCCUUAAUCGAUUAUUUAUGCGAGAAUUUCAAUCUUCGUAUUCACGAAAUUCGAAAAUACCAACAUUACCAAAGGAGGAUAUAAAUGAAAUUAUUGAUAUUUCAGAAAUUAAUAAAGAUCAAAAAUUUUUGAGAUAUAUCAAACAAAAGAACAUCGAAAUUGCUAAAAGUCAGAUUAAAGCUAUUGAACAAUUGUUGAAUCUCGUCAAGAAUUCAGAAACGAAACCACCUAAUCAGGAUGAAUUUAAAAAACUUUGUUUGCGAGAAUGGGGAUUACCAAGUGAAGAAUGA